AUGGCACCGAUGGACUCAUACAUCUUCCCCAAACCCCCGCGCGAUCUCGUGGGCAAAGUGGCCAUCGUGACGGGCGCAGGCGCCCAAGGCGACGGCAUCGGUAACGGACGCGCCGCCGCGAUCCUCCUUGCUGACGUGGGCUGCGCUGUGCUCUGCGUGGACCGCGACCUGGCGCUAGCAGAACGCACCGUCGAAAUGAUCCGCGAAAAUGGGAGCAGCGCGUUCCCAGGCUCCGUGCGAGCCUUCCAGGCUGAUGUGACCGACGAGGCACAGUGCCGGGGCGUCGUGCAGGCGGCGAUGGACAGCUUCGGCAGGCUGGAUAUCCUGUUCAACUGCGUGGGCGUCGGCGGGGCUGCGGGCACGGCGGUCGAGGUCGACAUGGCGGCGUGGGCAAGGUCGAUGGAAAUCAACGUGUCGAGCAUGGUCAUGAUGGCCAAGUACGCGAUCCCUGCCAUGGUCCGCAAUGACAACGACUGGGGCUACAGAGGCAGCAUCAUCAACAUGGGCAGCGUGGCCGGGAUCCGCGGCGGGACACCGCACCUGCUCUACCCGACCAGCAAGGGCGCCGUUGUCAACAUGACGCGCGCAAUGGCGGCGCACCACGCCCCCCAGGGCAUCCGAGUCAAUUGUGUCUGCCCGGGCAUGGUGUACACCCCGAUGAUGUACGCAGGCGGCAUGAGCGACGAGGCCCGCGAGGCCCGCAAGAACCGCAGCCUGCUCAAGACCGAGGGCAAUGGAUGGGACGUGGGCUGUGCCGUGCGAUUCCUAGCAGGGCCCGAGGCGAGAUGGAUUACCGGCUUGAUUUUGCCCGUUGAUGCGGGCGCCACCGCUGCGGUAGGCACGGAUAUUCCCAGGUCAGCCAGCGUCAACGGUUGA
Messenger RNA from Cladophialophora psammophila CBS 110553, 876 nucleotides. RefSeq lists its product as uncharacterized. The record is from RefSeq and is a predicted model, not a curated record. The transcript has a single exon. Gene Ontology annotation, molecular function: oxidoreductase activity. NCBI's taxonomy places the organism in Eukaryota, Fungi, Ascomycota, Eurotiomycetes, Chaetothyriales, Herpotrichiellaceae. The coding region runs from base 1 to 876 and encodes 291 amino acids.